UCAGGAGGAGUAGGGGGUGGCUGCGAUGAUCUCCUCUACGGCAGUGAUCAGGAUGUCGAGCGGUGACUCUGCGGGGGGCUGGGCGAGGGGAGGGAUGGACAGGAGGCACUGCCACGCGAUCUUGAGGUCCGUCACCUCGUCGGCUGGGCCUUCCUGGGCCUCCUGCUCCUCGAUGGAUUUGAUGAUGUCGGCGACGAGGGCGUUGUGGGCGUCGGUCACCUCAGCCAGCCCCGUCUCCUGGAACUGCAGCCGCCUCUCCGUGCCCGCCUUGCCCUUGGACGCCCGUAGGUGGCCGCCGCGAAGUCGGAUGAGGCGGUCGAAUAAGGAACCGCUCUGUCCGCCUCCCUGACAGCGCCCCCAACCCAUGAACGCCCCCGCCCACGCCGGAUUCCCCGCCAGCGCCGCCAAGGCCACCGUCAGGAUGACCCCGUAGUGGUCGGUGUACUGGCUGUCGGCUAGGGUCAUCCUGUUGGCGGCCUCGUUGAGGUCAUAGCUGACUGGCACAAACGGCACGGGGGAAUGGACCUCCAGGGGCGGGUUGGUGUCCUGGUGGAAAGGCCGGUCCUGCUGCAGCUCCCUGCUGGUCUCGUGGUCGAUGUGGGCCACGUCCCCCUCCUCCUUGCUGCCGACCAUCAGCAAAUUGCCGCCGUGGGCAUCGCCGUGAAUGAGGGAAACCUGCCCCUGCCCGCUCCUCCAGAUGGACGGCAGGUUGGAGAAGCCUCCCACCACCAUCGAGUCCGGCACGUGGCAGUUCUGCAGCUCCCAUGAGUAUGGCACAGCGCUCGGGCAGCCGUCGGGUGGUGCGCCUUGUGGUGGUGGUGGUGGCAACGGGUGUAGGGUCUUGAGGCUGCCGAAGUGCCGCAUGGUGGUGAGAGCGGCGAGCAGGCCCUGGUGGAUGGUGCGGCGGGGUGUGCUGGCGAUGGAUGUCAGCAGGGAUGGCGUCAUGGGCAGGCCGAAGUCCAGCUGGAAGGGGAGCAGCGCUGUGCGGGGGUCCAGCUGGUUGGUCCUCUGGUGGUUGGCGGCAGCGUGGAGGAGGGUCACCUGGGUGAGGUUGGGGGCGUCCUCGCCAUCAAACUCUGCAUAACCACACAAAUGGACACCCACAAUACAUGUAUGCUGCUGCCUUUUCUGCUGGUGUUCGGCUGCUGGCUUACUCAUGACUUCGACGGCAUAGUAUGGACCCUUCAGCUUCACCUCGACGAAGUGCUGGGCCGUCACGCCCUCGGCACCCCUCCGAUUGGCCAUGUCGGCCGGCGGCAGCCGCAGCUUGAAGGGCGUGCUCCUGCGGACGAAGCCCCUCGACAGGAGCCGAUAUGGGCGGCUGAAGACCUUGGCUUCUGAGUCGCAGCCGGGCAAGUCAUGUCGAUGAAGGUCCCGGCGGAUAUAAAAUGUAGGCAGCGAUGUCAGGUCUGCAGACAGAGACACAUCGCCUGAAUGCACACAAGCUAUAGACAUAGUGUGUCUGCGUAGUCUCUCACUGACGGCACCUUCUCUCGAUGUUCUUCUGUUCCUUCAAUGCCCCGCAUGCAGGCGACGUUGAAUCGCUCCAGCCUGUUGUCGCAGAACUGGCCCAUCUCCCGCAGCAGCAACUCAGGUAUCCUGAACUUGACGAUGCACCCCGUGCCGUGCAGUUUGGCCCGCACGCUGAUGGAGCGGGCGUUGAAGUAAUACGUGCUGGAUGUCAGUCUCGUCAGAUAAAAAAUGUAGCCAACGAUUGGUGGCCUGCACGGAAUACAAGACACCACACCAGCAGCCGGCCUGUACAAGAUACUGGUAGCGCAAUGAUGGUCAGAUCAAUCAGAUUGCAUCCACCUCUGAACUGAGGAUGCGGCGCUGCAUGUCCCUCAGCCGCUCCAUGCCUGCCGGGUCGGGGUCGUGCGGCGCCGUCCUGACCUUGACGCGCUCCAUGCUGCACAUGUUGGUCGACUUUGGUGCGGGUGUGGCGUUCCCGUAGUGGGACAAUGCAGUAGGUCGACAAACAAUGAGGGAAUGUGUCGAGUCGUGUGUUUUGUGCUGUGUAUUGAUUCAUUUCCCUGUCUCACUCGCCUCUUUGCAAUUUCGCCGAUGUAGGCGGUGGCGAAGCGAAUGUGGUGUGGGUAUGCGGGCUUGCCCGUGGCCACGGCGUACACCUCCACGACCGGCGGCGGGCAGGCGAUCCCCUCGAGGUGAGCGAGGUGGUGGGCGAGCUUCGCCUGCAUACACACAUACGUACACAGCAACACAGGCCUUGACCAUUGAUCCCCGUGUGUUGUGUGUCGUACCACGUCGGCGAUGGGCGUUUGCGGGAUCUUGAUGGCAAACGAAGGCUGAGGUUGAUCAUGAGGGUGCACAUGUCAUAGAGAGACUGAAAGGAGGGAACAAACCACACACACGGGGGUGUCAUCUUUUCUCGGCUUGCUGUCCCCCUGCUGCAGCUGCACUGCAUUCUCACCAUGCCGCCGCUGUUGCCCAUUUUGGUGAUGUCGUAGUUGCCGCGCGCCCUGUAUGCCGGCCCCCACGGUGGGUCGAAGUAGACCUGAAUGAAUCCACACACAUACACACACACACACACACACGUGUCAGAUGCUGACCGUCACGGCGCCUCUGUCUGCUCCGUCGCUCUCUCUUGAGCCCCGAUGGAAGACCGACCGGCCAGCCAGUGUUGUGAAAGCGAAUCACUCUCUCGACACAUCGGGUACUAACAGCAGCAGUGGAGCUGCGUGGUUUGCGCGGGCACUUGGUCCUUGGCCCGACGGGCAAGCACCUCCCUCCCUCCCUGCCCCUCCUGUGUGGCUGCGCUGUGUGCGCGGACGCUGGGGCAUUGGCCACUCGUGGCUUGAUCCUGGGCGGAUUCUUGGGCUGACGGGAGGGUGCUGUAGACACUGUUUGGCUGCACUCGUGGGCUGGAGGUGGGCGCCCGUUGUCGUUUUCUGUGCUGGUCUGCUAAUGCAGCUGGGCCAGUUCGCGGCUUGGCGUGUAUUGACCAACCUGAACCAACAAGACAACAGACAGAUGCAUGCAGACAGACAUGUGUGGUGUCUGUCGUGUCGCCUUUGCUUACCCAU
Vitrella brassicaformis is the source of this 3044-nucleotide messenger RNA. The record is from the annotation of a GenBank genome assembly. NCBI's taxonomy places the organism in Eukaryota, Vitrellaceae.